CUCAAAUCUUUCGUUUGUAUAUUAUUUCAAAUAGAAUGGCAGUUGAGGAGACGACAGAGCCCCGUGAGUUGGUUACUACUGUGUCSCCAGACGCGCAUGAAGCCAUGGACUGGCUAUCCACUUGAGGAGGACACAUGGAGAACCCCGCGAAAUACCUCUCAGUGCACAAGAGCCACUCCGUCCCGUUACCUCUUGGGGAGAUUAUGUGGAACUCGACCGAAUCGGAGGCAACAUCCAACGGUGGAAAGGAAUUGGUCAUCCGGACAGUGACGGGCUGUUUGCUCUCCCUGCUCAUCCUGUGGACACUACUGGGAAACAUUAUGGUGUGCUCCGCCGUACUCCGAAUUCGGCACUUGCGAAGUAAAGUGACCAACAUUUUCAUCGUUUCUUUGGCUGUGUCGGAUUUAUUCGUUGCAGUUCUGGUGAUGCCAUGGAAAGCUGUGGCCGAGGUGGCGGGGUAUUGGCCGUUUGGUACUUUUUGUAAUUACUGGGUGGCUUUUGAUAUCAUGUGCUCAACUGCGUCCAUCCUCAACCUCUGCAUUAUCAGCGUGGAUAGAUAUUGGGCCAUAUCAAGUCCGUUCCGGUACGAGAGAAAAAUGACCCAACGAGUUGCCUUCGUUAUGAUAAGCGUCACGUGGACGUUGUCUGUACUCAUUUCAUUCAUACCAGUCCAACUGAACUGGCACAAAGCCAGCGAAGACGAAAUAACUGGAGUCCAUAACGCCUCCUUGAGUAAAGUAGAAGAAAACUGUGACUCUAGCCUCAACAGAGAAUACGCCAUAUCUUCAUCUUUAAUAAGUUUCUACAUACCCGUAGCAAUUAUGAUUGUGACAUACACGAGAAUAUAUCGGAUUGCUCAGAUCCAAAUCAGGAGGAUAGCUUCCCUAGAGCGCGCCGCGGAGCACGCGACAAGUUGCAGGACCAACAACAGACUCGAGUGCCAACACCACAAUACCUUGAAAACAUCUAUUAAAAGGGAAACCAAAGUUUUAAAAACGUUAUCGAUCAUUAUGGGCGUCUUUGUGUGUUGUUGGUUACCUUUCUUUAUUUUGAACUGCAUAGUUCCAUUUUGUGAUAAACCACCGACUGACAAAGACGCAGGUCUCCCUUGCGUGAGCGAGACAACUUUUGACGUUUUUGUUUGGUUCGGCUGGACUAAUUCAUCCAUGAAUCCUAUUAUUUACGCUUUUAACGCAGAGUUCAGAAAAGCAUUUGCCAGUCUGCUGGGUUGUCGUAAUUUCUGCUCCAGAACACCRGUUGAAACUGUAAACAUUAGCAACGAGCUGGUCUCUUACAACCAGGACACCCUUGUCCACAAAGAAAUCGUGAAUGCCUACGUCAAUAUGAUCCCCAACGUAGUGGAAUGCAUUGAGCACGAGGACACGUUUGACAGGAUAUCACAGUUAUCUCACAACAAUGAAAAUGUCACCGACUCUGUUUGUGACUUGGAAGACUGUGAGGCAGAUAUUAGCCUCGACAGGAUGACACCAUUCACCCCCAAUGGUUUACAUUGAAUACACUUGUAACACCUCGUGCGUAAAAGGAUGUAUUGCUUCAAUCAGAUAUUUGAGAUGUGGUGUUGUUGUCCCAUGCUGAAAAGUGACGUAAAUUGGUGUCUUAUUACAUAAGAAAAGUCUAUAUUUAUUAAUUUAUACUAAGGUUAUGGCUUCUAAGUUCUAUGUAUUCGGAGCAGCAGGUGUAAUGCAACCAGUUGCUCUUAUUGACACAGUGGGCUCUAUUUGCGGUGAGGUACCCAUUAUUGAGUUCAGAUAUUAUACUGCUUAUCAUUAUCACGCUCAAUGACAGCGUGCCAGACUUUUACAGACUAUGGAAAAGGAGCAAAGCCUUACAAGGCAGUGUAACCACGCACGUUCAUCACAUGCAGUUGUUUAAAACGCCUUAUUUAUUCUGGGAAAGAGUGCAAUAUAGUUUUGAAACAAGGGAAAUGUUACAGGAUUGUAAUGUGUUUAAUUUAAAUGAGGCCAAAAUAUUUAAAGUGCUGAAUCAUUCUCUCGUUCUCUCUCUCUCUCCCCCUCUCUCUGUGUGUAUCUGUCUCUCUUUCUCUAUCUAUCCUGCUCUCUAUGUGUCCGUCUCUGUCUCUCUGUCUGUCUGUCUACUUUCUCUCUCUCUCCCCGCUCUGCUCGUACACAGACAUAACUGCGCAGCACAUUUGCCCACACACAUUAGACAAAGCCUUCUCAAUCGAAUUAUGCACAUAGAGCAGGCUUGCUUGACUUUACCCAUAAUAAAUCCACACCGAUUCAAAACGAAUUAGGAACUGUUGGAAACUUUAAUUUGACUGAUUAUGGUGAACACCUGCUAAGUAUGAUACGCUUAAUUAUUACUUAGCGGAUGUUCUAUUCUCUGUGUGAUAUUCUACCUCUCUAUUUGGUGAUAAAAUGGCCAAGAUGCACAAAUCCAACCGUCUCCAUGCACCAAAGUAUGGCAUACAUAUUAGGAAGUCCACCAGACACCAUCCAUUAAGUUAAUUGACUUUAUGCAUCUCCCUCAUAGCCAGUUAAUGAUAAACUUUUAAGAUCACAUAUGUCUACAAAUGAAUCAACAAUUCAGAUGAUGUGCAAUGAGGUAAUACAGAAACUUGGUGUGAAACUCCACAGUGGGACCAUGGUCAGCUGGAUGUAGCCUACAUUUCACCUCAGCUAAUGUCCAUCUUUUGAUAAUGUACA
Molecule: messenger RNA, 2687 nt
Organism: Salvelinus sp. IW2-2015
Lineage: Eukaryota; Metazoa; Chordata; Actinopteri; Salmoniformes; Salmonidae
Product: D(1B) dopamine receptor-like
Biological process (GO): G protein-coupled dopamine receptor signaling pathway; adenylate cyclase-activating adrenergic receptor signaling pathway
Cellular component (GO): plasma membrane
Molecular function (GO): G protein-coupled receptor activity; dopamine neurotransmitter receptor activity, coupled via Gs
Source: RefSeq, a predicted model, not a curated record